CGUGCACGUGCCGCAUAGCGGCCCGCGCGCUGGUCAGCCACUGAGGCUGUGCAGCCCGUUGACCAGUCACGUGCGACUGCAUCCUCUGAUUGACUGGUGGUUCCCACACUAAUAGAUCGGGGGGGUUUUCCUUCUUAUUUUUUUCUUUGAGGGAGGGCCGUUUCCGGACCCCAACGGCAUAAGUGACUGAAUGACAACAUGAAUCUCAAUCUUGUAGGGUAAUAGGCCCCAAGUAAUUUAUAGUACCAAACACGCCCACAUUCUCGGCUCUACACUACUGUGUAGGUUGCAAGUAUCUAAUUACCUGAUGAAAAGUGCCUAAAAAGCAGCAUUGUGGAAGAGUUUAGGACUCUAUAUGUAGAAGAAUGAAGGUGCAAGUUGACGAAGAAGAUUUAUUAUAGUCAGGGGCUUCGAGGGAGGAUUGUGUUUGUGGUACUCUAGUCAACGACAUUAAUGGUCUGGCAACUCCAGUUUCAAGCUUGGGUGCGCGCGGCCCCUGCGGCCACGUGUUUACUCCCAGACACGUGGGCCGGCACGCUCCCUCCCUCCAUCGCCAUGGAAUCUGGUCACGAUAUCGCCAUUCUAACAGAUUGUGAGUCCCACAGUAAUCACCGGCCUAAGCCGAUGAUACCGUUGGAGAAGGGCGGUCAAGACGAGCAAAAUGGUAUGUAGAAAGUGUUGGUUGAAGGUGUGGUUGAAUUGUUGUGUGUGUAAAGAAGAAGAGGUGUCGAAAAAAGAAGACAGGGAAGCUCUCUAUGUAUAUACAAAAUCUCCUAUUUCUUUGACCUUGCCUUUUCUUUAUUUCUUAUAAUAAUGAAC
Molecule: messenger RNA, 819 nt
Organism: Lasiosphaeria miniovina
Lineage: Eukaryota; Fungi; Ascomycota; Sordariomycetes; Sordariales; Lasiosphaeriaceae
Exons: 2
Coding region: 454-672 (72 amino acids)
Source: RefSeq, a predicted model, not a curated record